AGGCACCCAGACGCCACCCCGCGGCGCCUGUCCCUUGAACGCUACCGAAGUCCGGGAAAACCCAGCCAGGAGAGACACCGCCCGACAGCCGCCCUUUGACCCAAAGGCCGCCUCCCGCAAAGUCUAGACCCGGGGCUGGCGGGUUCGCUACUCUCCUGCCAAUCAGAUACGGUUUUCCCCACAGGCCCUAAUGACCAAUCACCGCGCGCGCUACAUUCUUCGGCUCUUCGGCUCUUCGGCUCACCGGCUCAUCGGCUCAUCGGCCCUUCGGCCCUUCGGCUCUUACGCUCGUCCGUGUUCGCUGUUGUUGGGCCUUUAGGGCCUCCUCGAGCCAAAGCGUAGUUCUUGUUGGUUCAAUCCCCCCCCCCUUUUUUUUCCAGGCACUUCCGGGUCCUGCGUCCUCUGGAAGCCCGUGAGUUCCGGGUAGCUCUGGUUCUGCUAGGAAAAGCCAAGCUUCCUAGAGAAUGUUUCACAGAAAGUUCCUGGAGUGGGACGUGUAAGAUGGAGCCUACUUUUAUGAGACCAGAUACUAACCUUCGAGAAACAAUAAUGUUGACUGUUCAUCCAGCCUCUCCUGCCAGUCCAUUCUGCUGUGGUCACAGCAGAUGACUUGUUUCUUUGCUUCCACGUAACAAGCGCAGCUACACUGAUGGGGACUGAGUACCCAGGAAGAAGCUGGUGUGGAUGCCAUUUCCAUGACUCCCAGACAGACCAUGGCCAGGGCUUAUCUUCUAUUGGAGGAAACCAACCGUAAAGAAUAGGGUAUACACAGUUCAGCAGGGUCUAGAGGAAGAGUGGGGUGCCAGGGAGCACCUGAAGGAGGCAGCUCGCCAAAUGUGGAGAGUCCAGAGGAAGUGAUGCCUACCUCACUGCUUAAGAACUUGGGUUCCUGACCAGUAUGAAGCAAGGAUUUCACAGAACUUAUAGCCCAAAUCCCUGCUGCUAUAGUCUUAGAAGUCUUGACAGAACUACAGGAAGGGGCAAGAGAGCUCUUUGCAGAAGGCAUGGCUUCCGGAGAAGAGACUGUGAAGAGCACACACAGGGUGCUAAGAAUAAGUCAGUUGGAUGCACUUGAAUUGAACAAGGCCCUGGAGCAGCUGGUGUGGUCCCAGGUUACUCAGUGCUUCCAUGGGUUUCAGCCAGGGCUCUUAGCCCGCUUUGAACCUGAGCUAAAAGCCCUUUUGUGGCUUUUUCUAUGGCGAUUCACCAUUUACUCUAAAAAUGCCACUGUGGGACAGUCUGUUUUAAAUAUUCAGUACAAAAAUGAUUUUUCUCCGACCCUGAGAUACCAGCCACUGAGUAAAAACCAAAAGCUCUGGUAUGCUGUCUGUACAAUCGGUGGGAAGUGGUUAGAAGAACGAUGCUACGAUUUGUUUCGAAACCAUCACUUAGCAUCAUUCAGGAAAGCCAAACAGUGUGUGAACUUUGUGGUUGGACUUUUGAAAUUAGGGGGAUUGAUUAACUUCUUGAUUUUCCUCCAAAAGGGCAAGUUUGCAACUUUGACAGAACGUCUCCUAGGAAUGCGGUCUGUAUUUUGCAAGCCCCAGAACAUGCGUGAGGUUGGCUUUGAGUAUAUGAAUAGAGAACUUCUCUGGCAUGGUUUUGCAGAGUUUCUCAUUUUUCUCUUACCACUCAUCAACAUCCAAAAAUUGAAAGCCAAGUUAUCUAUGUGGUGCAUCCCUCUCACUGGUGCUCCUGAUGGUGACAACUCAUUAGCCAGCAGUGGAAAACAGUGUGCUCUGUGCGGGGAGUGGCCCACCAUGCCCCACACCAUAGGCUGUGAGCACAUCUUCUGCUAUUACUGUGUUAAGAGCAGUUUCUUGUUUGACAUGUACUUUACUUGUCCUAAGUGUGGCAUCGAAGUACACAGUGUGCAGCCACUGAAAUCAGGAAUUGAGAUGUUGGAAGUGAAUGCUCUUUAGAAACUAAAAUUGUUUACUCUGAGGAAAACUGUAUUAUGUUUAAAUCUAUAGUAUUAUUCACCCUGAAUAUACCAAUUAGGUGUCUUUUAUGAGAGCAUGUGCUUCUUAGCCACUGUUCUGUCCUUGCCAAGCAUGACUAAAAUCUAAUCACUGGAAUUCACAGGAUUCUAAAUAUAUUCUGUAGAUGGUAAUAUAGUAUUUUCUUUAAUGAUUGCAUUCAAUUUUUAAUGUCAAGAGUAAUGGAGAGUUUUUGUCAGAUGACUACUAACAAUGUUCCUUCACUUUGCUACUUCCUAGACAAAGGUUAGAUUCUAAAAAAUAAAAGGUUUGGGAGACCUUGGGAUGAGCAUGAAUUUAUUUUCAGAGAUGGUAUUAUAACAUCAUAAUCUGACAGUGGUAAGACCCUGUUGUUUUAAAUCUUUUGAUCUGAUGGCCCAGUUGUAAUUUUAAGCUUUUCUCUGAAGCCAGUUUUUAAAGGGUUCAGUUGACUCCCUUCUCAGGCAGAAUGAUGGCCACUAGAAGCUGAAGAUUUACAUCCUAUAUGCUUUCUGAUCCCGCUAGAAUAAGAGCUUCUUGCCUCAAAGCUCAGCAAAAUCCAGAAGUUCGCUGUCAUUUGUCUGCCUGGGACUGUGUGCACAUUUCUGAGUCAGGAAGGAAAAUUUCUGCUCCUGAUGAUUCAAAUAUGGGCGACAUGCCCUCACGUAAACCAUGUGAACCUAAAGUAGGAGAGGAGGCAAAGCACAGGGAGCUGCGGUGCUGGUACAGGAAUGGUGGGUUAUGGGCUGGUGGGCAAAAUAGGUCCCUCCUGGAGUCACUGUUACCCUUCUUAAUACCAAAAGUCUACGUGCAUUCUUAAUAUUUUAUCAGCGAUCUAUUCUGAUAAAGACAUGAAUGAGUGACUGAAUGGUGGUCUUCCAUUGCAGAUAUGAAAGAAUUAAAUAAAGUCAACGAGAUUUUGUUACACCAACAA
Molecule: messenger RNA, 2892 nt
Organism: Artibeus jamaicensis (Jamaican fruit-eating bat)
Lineage: Eukaryota; Metazoa; Chordata; Mammalia; Chiroptera; Phyllostomidae
Gene: PEX2
Product: peroxisomal biogenesis factor 2
Exons: 6
Coding region: 1005-1922 (305 amino acids)
Biological process (GO): protein import into peroxisome matrix
Cellular component (GO): peroxisomal membrane
Molecular function (GO): zinc ion binding
Source: RefSeq, a predicted model, not a curated record